GCGGAAUCUGCUAUGGGCUUGCUCUUGAAGACUCACGGAGAGCGAAUGUCGUCAUGAGCGCAGGGUGAAGAUUCUGCACAAGGGGAUGCUGACCACAUGCACAGCACCAGGGAUACUAUAACAACAGGACAGUAUGGCUGCCACUGUUGCUGUCAGUCCCAGCGAAUAUCUCCAGCAUUCUACCACCUCCUCACAAGUGAGUACAAUGGACCCUCAACCCUCUCCACUGGCUCUCUUGGCUGCCACAUGCAGUAAGAUCGGCCCUCCUGCUGCCCAGGCCCCUAUCACUGCUCCUCCCGCCCAGCCUCAACCCCGGAGACUUCUUCCCAUCAAACCAGCUCCUAUUGCCCCUGCUCCGCCCAAAAACCUGGGUUUCCUUUCAGCCAAGGGUAAUGUUAUCCAGCUUCCCGCUGGCCUAGGCUCCACCAACCCUGGCAGCCCCAUUGUGCUCACCAUCCAGAGCCCGGGCCGCACUAACGCCUCAACCCCCACCAAUAUCCAGUACCAGGUGGUGCCCCAAAUUCAGGGCACACAAACCAUUCAGGUGAUGCCGCAGGGAGGCCAGAUCCAGCUCAUCCCAGGCACCAACCAGGCCAUCAUUGCCACACCUAUGACCAUGCCCACCCCGGCACCUGCCACUGCUCCAGUCACGCCGCAAAAGACUGUGGCCAUCAAGCCCUCACCCAGGGGAAGGAAGCCCAAUAAUAUGACCUCCAACAUUGUUCAGCUCCCCAGUGGGCUCACGCUGCCACUCAAUGUGGCUACCGGGGAGGUGGGCGGGACUCAGAUUGUCACAGAGACUGCCACAGCCCCUCCUCCUGCUCCAGUGAAGGGACGACGUGGAAGGAAGAAGAAAAUGGUUUUGGCAGCUCAGCCUCCUCCUCCUCUACCUCCACAGCCAGUCUCCCCACCCCCUGAGCAGAUGGAGACCAUACUGAUAGAAGCCACUGAUAACAUCAUUCAGGCAGGAAACAACCUUUUGAUAGUCCAGAGCCCAGGGCAGCCGGCGGUGGUGCAGCAGGUCCAGUUAGUUCACCCCAAGCAGGAGACUCAGGUGGUCCAGAUCCCCCAGCAGGCGCUAAAAGUGGUCCAGGCUGCAUCCGCCACACUGCCCCCUGUUCCACAGAGACAGCCGGCCUUGCCAAGCCUCCAGAUGGCCCCUGCAGAGCCCUCAUCAACACAGAUCCUAAUCAAAACACCAUCAGGGGAAUGGCAGACCCUUCAGCUCCAAGAGACGAUCUCCACAACGACCACACCCUCUACAUCAGUUACCACCACUGUCUCUCCAGCAGCUGGCACCAAGAGGACACAGGCAGGGGGGGGUCGGAAAGAGAGGACUCUGGCUAAGAUUGCCCCAGCUGGGGGGAUGAUUGCAUUGAACACGGCGCAGCUCUCCUCGGCAACUCAGGCUGUUCAGACCAUCAACAUCAAUGGGGUUCAAGUGCAGGGAGUCCCGGUCACCAUCACCAACGCUGGGGGCCAGCAGCACCUUACAGUGCAGACGAUGCAGGGUGGAGGACUCCAGCUGGCAGGGACUCAAGGGCAGCCAGCAGUCCAGGUGGACCAGACCCUUACCCUGGAGCUGCCUACCCAGCCGGGGGAAAAGAAGCGUCGCAUGGCCUGCACCUGCCCCAACUGUAAAGAUGCAGACAAAAGGCCUGGUGAGGUGGGGAAAAGGAAGCACAUUUGCCAUAUCCCAGGCUGUGAGAAAACAUUCAGGAAAACAUCACUCCUGAGGGCCCAUGUUCGGCUUCAUACUGGUGAGAGACCUUUUGUCUGCAACUGGGUCUUCUGUGGCAAACGCUUCACACGCAGUGAUGAACUACAGAGGCACGCCAGGACACACACAGGAGACAAGCGCUUUGAAUGCAACCAGUGUCAGAAACGCUUCAUGCGGAGUGACCACCUAACAAAGCAUUACAAAACUCACAUAAACACCAAGAACUUGUGAGGGGGUCCUGUCGUGGACUUAGAGGCACUCAUGAACCAGACUCCACAGAGGGAGUAGGGGAAGGUCAAAGGUCGCCAUGGGUAGUGUUUUGACUGUUGUCCCAUAAUGGGAAGGUUUCACAAAGAAAAAAAAAACCUCCAAAAACCAUCCACCUCCCGUGGCACUCCCCUUGGAUGUUGGCUAGCCUGGUGUACAUACCAAUCCCUCCUCACAGAUUCCAGACUGAUUCAGCAGAUGUAUAAAUAAUAUUUUUUCUAAUAUUUGUUGUUUUGGCGGACAGCCAGCUGAGCUACGCAAGCGGAGUACAUAGGACAGGAAGUCGGGUUGAGGUGUAAGACGUGGACCUCAAGCUGACUGUAAAGACGCAGAUGCUUGGCUUUGUCUUUUAAACCGCGCUGGGGGAAGGACAUGUGCAGAAUUCCCCAGACAAAAACACCCCAAGCCUACUGAACUCCAGUCACUUUUUAAUCUCUUUUUCUGCUCCCCAACCCCCCCCCCCAAAAAAAACUUAAUAGGUUUUAAAUUAUUGCAGGGGUCACUUAAGUUCUGUUGGUGAAAGAGAGAAGGUGAAAUUUAACCCUUAUUUAAUGCUGUGCACUGCAAGAUAGGCUGAUGAUUAUUAUCUUGGUUGAACAGUAUUUUGUCAUUUUCCUGCUCUUUAUCAGUUUGCCUCAUUUGUUUCAACAUAUUUGACUAGUCAGGGCAUUUAAAUCCCGUACACUGAAAAACAAGAAGAAAUUUAACAUUAAAAUGGUUUUCAGACUUUACAACUUCAAGAAGCUCACAUUGGCUAUAUUUAUUCAAACUACCAUGUGUAUAUUGACUCCAAAAUGCAGUGCACUCUAAAUGGGCAUAUGUUGUUGGUUUUAUGUUAAAGUCUGAAUAAUAGAGAUGCCACUGGGUAAUAAAGAAGGAAAUGCUUGUUAUUUUAAAACUUAGCGUUGAGCCUCCUAUUUCAACCAACAAUUUGUGAUGGGAGGGGCGAGCCUGCUAGAAAUGUCAAGUUCUCCCUCGUGAGCCCUCCCAGGAUCCAUGCCAGGUUUCAGCCUUGGUGCUCACAUGACUUUGACGAUGCAAGAGUAAAGUGACAUCACAUCCUGUGCACUGGUAUUAGUUCACAACUGUCAUGGUAACAAUGUCGUUGGACCAAGGAAAGAAAUGUGAAUCAGUUCAUCUGGACACAACAUUUAUUGAGAGAAAUGUUUCGUCACUCAUCUAAGUGACCUCUUCAGUUUCAACUGACUGCAGGUAUCCCCACCUUUAUAAAAAAUACAGUGGCAUAAUGACUGAAAAUGAUCGGUUUCAUUUGCAAAUUGCCACGAGCAUUAACUAGAGUUUCAAUGGCAAUUGCAGCGUGUUUUGGGGUUUGAAAGGAUCGGGUCCCCUGGCAUAACAGAGCAAUAUAGUGGACGCGGUUAAGUGCAGGGAGGAUUGCCGUGACUUGUAAAUCAGAAAAACCAAACAGACACUGGCUAAGAGAAUGGCACAACACAGAAGAGCUAAUACGUCAGGCCAGCACCCCGCAGUCUACACCCAUCUACAGGCCAGUGGCCACUCUUUCAAGUCAAUUUUAUUUGUAUAGCCCAAUAUCACAAAUUACAAAUUUGCCUCAGUGGGCUUAACAGCAACACAACAUCCUGUCCUUAGACCCUGUCAUCGGAUAAGGAACAACUCCCUAAAAAAAAACAAAAAAAAAAAACUUUGGUAACAGGGAGAAAAAAUAGGAAGAAACCUCAGGGAGAGCAAGAGAGGAGGGAUCUCUCUCCCAAGACGGACAAUUUGCAAUGGAUGUUGUGUCUACAGAAUUUACACAAUACAACAUUGAAAGAGGAUAAACAGAAUUAUAAUGGACUUAUAAAAUUUAUGAAGAAUAUGAUGCGCAGGAUGUCAAGCAAUGCCCAGACACCAUCGGAACAGUCCAGGACCCAAACUACGUGACCAGCAUCAUCAUGUAAAAAAAAAAAUGAUGUGGAUUUAUAAAAAGGAUGAGGCUCAAUCAGUCAAUCAAGUUGCAUUUUAUAUAGUGCUUUUCUAGCUGCAACAGCCACUCAAAGUGCUUUACAUAAAUAUAUACAUAAGAAUAUUAUAUACAGAUAAUAUAAAGUAUAUCAAACCAAAACUAGUUUUCAAAUAAUGUUCUAUUCUGUUCUAUUCUAUCACAUUCUGCUCUGCUCUAUUCUAUUCUGCUCUAAAAUGUUAUGUUCUAUUCUGUUCUGUUCUAUUCUGCUCUGUGUGCAUAUCCCUGAUAAGGAGGAAUGCUGGUUUGAAAGAGGAGUCAAAUACCCCUUGUCCACUACAUGGUACCGGCUCAACUCGACUUGCCCUUUUUUCAUUUUCCAUUCCUGGAAAGUACCAGCAUUUUUAUAACUGUUACCACUUUUCUGGUACCACCUUUGUCGAGGUACCAAAAACACUGGAGCGGGUACCAAAAUCAUUGCAGGCCUCUGAUUGGCCAGAGAAAUGUGUCACUGCAUCACUGUGUCAUCAAUGUGCGCAUGGGAUAUCACCCGGCAUUUUUAAAUACUGAAGCGAUCGAAGUGGAGUUAUCUUAAAAAUACAUUUUGAAAUUGAAAACAAGGCGUCGCUAUGACGGCCAGCCACACUGAGGGGGUACUGUUACAGUAAUGGAAAACAAUACAGAAGCGAAUCGCGUUGAGUCAAGUUGAACUGGUACCAUGUAGUGAAAAAGGGGCAAAAGAGGCCAUCUAUGUGAAGAGGGAACAACUAUCCCUGAACUGUGGGAGGGGGUGGGGGGGGGCAAGAGCACAUCUGUCACCAACCAUUUUACAAUG
Lampris incognitus (smalleye Pacific opah) is the source of this 4743-nucleotide messenger RNA. RefSeq names its product sp2 transcription factor (gene sp2). Gene Ontology annotation, molecular function: DNA-binding transcription factor activity, RNA polymerase II-specific; RNA polymerase II cis-regulatory region sequence-specific DNA binding. Lineage: Eukaryota; Metazoa; Chordata; Actinopteri; Lampriformes; Lampridae. Gene Ontology annotation, biological process: regulation of transcription by RNA polymerase II. The transcript has 9 exons. Bases 134 to 1951 code for a protein of 605 amino acids. The record is from RefSeq and is a predicted model, not a curated record.